Messenger RNA from Pochonia chlamydosporia 170, 363 nucleotides. RefSeq lists its product as hypothetical. Lineage: Eukaryota; Fungi; Ascomycota; Sordariomycetes; Hypocreales; Clavicipitaceae. The transcript has 2 exons. The record is from RefSeq and is a predicted model, not a curated record. Bases 1 to 363 code for a protein of 120 amino acids.
AUGAUACAGUCUCGCGAUUCAAUCCCGAAUAUCGUUAAGCUGCCAAUUAACGGUAUGGUCUUCCCAACUGGAGAAAUCUCCACGGAAAAUACGCCUCGUUACGCACAACGACUUGUCUAUUCACCUGAAGGACACCGCGGCGACGGCAAAUGCCGUGAUAAACGGAUCAAACACGAAGCUGAUGCAUCACUGCUCAUGCAAGUAUCUCUUGGCUGCUGUGCGCUUGCAGACGAUUGGGACAGCGCACCUGUCUCAUGCAUGCAUGCAGCGACAGUCACCUCUAUCCCGAAAAUGGCGUCAACAGGGAUGUCUAAGAGGACCGGGAUUGCCCGCCGAAGCGAUGAUGCAUAUUGUUUCAGCUGA